Vitrella brassicaformis is the source of this 3388-nucleotide messenger RNA. The record is from the annotation of a GenBank genome assembly. Lineage: Eukaryota; Vitrellaceae.
GUCCUUCCUAUCUAUUUCCUAUCGUUCUACCGGUGCUGCCUGAGUUUCCUCUGCAUCUGAUCGAGUCUGUUCUCCAACUGCGUCACCUGAGACUGAAGCUGCUGCUUCGUCUCAGACAAACUCUACACACACCAACACAACCACAACCACACACACAUGGCCAAUCAAUAUUCACAACCACCCCCCACCCCCACCCACGCCAGCCCGUGCCCAUUCUCCUUCGUGCUGACCGACCUCACCUCGAAGGACAGCAGCUCCGCCAGCAGUGUCUCCUUCUCUCUGGUUUUGGCCUCUGCCAGUCGCGCCUCCUCGCGGCUUCGCAACACGGCCUUGUUGAGGCUGCAGACCAGGGCCUCCUUCUCGCUCACUGAAGACGUCAGCUGCUGGUCGUACGCUCGCAGGACGGCCCUCUCGGUGGCAAAGAGCCUCUCGAGGUCGAGCAGCCGGUGCUCUACCGUGUGCAGGUCUGGCCAGGGUGGGGGGACACAGACAGAAGAGGUGUCUCCUUCCCUCCCUCUGUGUGUCUCUCUCUCUCUGUGUCUGUCUGUCUGUCUGGAUGGAUGGAUGGAUGUCGUGUGCAUACCUUACCCCUGUUGAGUUGGAGCCUUCUCCGUGUGAGCAUGUGUAUCUCGGUGCCGAUCAGGACGGCCUCGUGCUGCAGCGCCGCCUCCGCACUCAUGCGCUCAAAGUGAAACCGCUGCUCCUACACACACACCACACACACACACACCACACACACACACACACACAUAUCGGCAUUUGCAAUGGGAGAGGGGCGGGGGGGGAUCCACCUUGAGGAUCCACUGCUGUUCCUCCGCGACGAGUUUGGACCUGAGUUGCUCGCUGGCCUCCUCGGCGGCCUCCACCUCGUGCAGCAACACUCGAAUGUGCGACACCGCCUCGCGAGACGCUCCCGCCUCACUCUCGUGACGCAGCAACGCCUUCUUGCGCAGAUGCACCUACACACCACACACAACACAACACAACACCCCAGUGGCUGGUUGGCUGGUUGGGCGUUCGUGUGUGUUGAAUGGCAUUUUUGCCUACGAGCUGGUCGCUGAUCUCCUGUUGCUUGAGGGCCUUUUGGUAGCUGGCCCAUGAGGGGCUGUGCAGGUGGUCGCCGCAGAGGACCAGCCGGUCCCUUAUGCACCGCUGCUGAGUGCGGUGGAGGUGCUGCAGCUCCUCCAGCAACGACACGGCCUCCAUCCCACGACGGCCAUACAGCUGAUAUAUCGAAGCAGGGAGGCGGGAGGCGUGUGAGUUGUGUCUCCGUGUGUGUGUGGCGCGUGCACAGAGAUACCUCUUGCAGAUGGCGGUGCAGCUCUUGUGGCGUCGGGCAUGGAUACGCCUGGUAAAGGAGGGAGGGGCGACACAGCCCGUCGGUCUGUCUGAUAGCUUGGUUGUUUUGCGUGCUCACUGCUUUGACGUGCGUCUGCAGCAGCUCUCUGAUGCUCUCACUGGGCACACCAGGCGGCCCCUCCAUGCCCUCACCCUACACACACACACACACACAUGCCGGUGACCUCCCCAGCCCCCACUCAGUGACCACCCACCCACCAUGAGUGCCUUGACCAGCGGACCGUCCCCUCCUCCACGCAACACCUCGGCAACAACGUCACACCCCUCAGCAAACUCCACAACGAGCCCUCCACUGUCUGGUACAUCGGCGAAGGCCGCGGCGCCCAGCAGGUGCAGCGACGACAGCAGGCGGGGCUUGCUCGACAUGGCGGCGAGAGAGCCACCGGGGAUGACAACCGACCUGCAUGGCAAAUGGACGAGUCACUGACGCCUUCAUGUGUGUGUGGGAGGGGGGAGGAGAGGGGGAUACCUUCUGAUCGCGGCUUUGCGGUCCAGCAGGUCUGCUACCGUGCCUACAGCCACGGCACCGGAUGAAGUAUCUGAGACGAAUGAGCACCACUGAGACAGUCAAUAUGUUGUCACUCCUGCCUGCCUGCCUGCCUGCCUGCCUGCGUCUCUGUCUGACCGAUCUGCAGUGCCUGCAUCAUGUCGGAUGCCUUGAGCAGCUCAGGCUGCGUCAUGACCAACACACCCUGCCACACACCUGCGCGCCAUCUCGUCCACACACAUAAAAUACGUCCACACACCGGGAUGAAUCUCACCCUAAGGCGCCGCACCUGUCAGUGCCGUGUCGAGCAGCCGCGCGAUGCUGACGAUGUCCACCCUGCCGUCCGUCGCAGAAUGCUCCAGCCAACCUGCACACACACAAAGAAAGAACCACCACAGAAAGCUGCACACACCCUCAAUCAAGCCAAUGUCUCCGGUGCGCACGAUGCGCUCACUCUGGCAUUUGGUCCGUCGCUGCUGGUGGAGGGUCCCCACGUGUGUGUCGAUGGCAUCGAUGACAGCCGUGACGGAGACCCUCCACUGCCCCCUGAAGUAUGUCCGCCAUAUCUGCUGGAGGGCACCGCUGCAGAAGUAGUUCUCGGGGUCGAGGCCACGCAGCACUCUAGAUAGAGACAAAGCAAAGAGACACACAGACGGCUGGGAUGGAUGGAUGGAUGGAUGGAUGGAUGGAUGGCUGGAUGGAAAGAUGGGCGUGUGACGUCGGCACUCACUCUGCAGGCUUGAGAGGUGGUGACUCCGAGACGGUGUAGUGGUCCAGCGCGCCGAUGGACCUCACCGCCCACUGCAGCUGACCCGCUAGACGGCGCAAACCGAUCAAACACGACUUCGUCACACACACACACACACACAAGCGAAGGGCGCGGCGAAUGACACGCAGUGACGGCCGGCAGCAGAAUCCUGCUUCUCACCUGCAGCUCCCUCUUGACGGGCAGGGCGUCCAGCAGCGCCUGCCGCUCCGUCGGGGCUUCUGGCUCGGGAGCACUGGCGCUGCACUGCUCGCCGAUGCUCUGCCUGACCCGGGCAAACACUUCGAGGAAGGCCAGCAGGAGGAGCCGCACAUUUCGCAGCGACUCCUCGAUGGCACUCACAAACACCGACAGAGACGAACUCUGCACACACACAGACAUACAUACAUACAUACAUACAUACAGACAGACAGACAGACAGACAGACAGACAGACGGCGAGCUGACGUAAUUGCACUGGAUAGCGCCUUGCAUGGCACACUCUCACCGGGGCGCCUUGGCUCCCCUCUGCAUCGAUCUCCACCACCUUGUCCACGAGCGGCAGCUUGGCCUCCAGCCGCCGCAGCACCGUCAGUGCUAGCCGGUGGGCGGGGCUGCCACAAAGCCGUGGAUGCAGCUCCGGGAGCUGCUGAACGAGGCCAAGACACGAGCUGGUCAGAUCAGCCAGAGACGAUGUCGAGCUCAUGAUGGGAUAUAUAAGGGGCAGUGAGGGGGAGAGGGGGAGGCGCUUGACCCAGCUAGAUGCACUUAAGGUCACAAUGGGGGGCAGCUGAAUCG